AUGGCCGACGAUCAAGAAUUUUUGAACGAGUACUUCAGGGAUUCGGGUAGUGAAGCAGAUUUUGACGGGUUUGAGGCCGGAGACAUUGUAGAACUGGAGGAAAAUGAUUAUCCUACAUUCGAAAUAGUUGAUUUGGAUAAUGACGACGAUAUUGCGCGAGAUCUAGCCACGGGAUGGACACGACACAGGAUCGAAGACCUCAUUCCGCCAUUCACCGGCGAUUCAGGUUUGAAAGUAAAUAUUGCUAAUGAUGCUUUGCCAUUGGAAUAUUUUCAACUCUUCAAGAAUGAUGAUGUGUUUGCAAACAUAGCUGUUGAAACGAACAGAUAUUUUGAACAAUGUCGUGCUUAUCGCGGCAUCAACCUGAAACCAUUUGCUAGAAUGAAUUUGUGGUGCGACACAUCCGUGUCGGAACUCAAACAAUUUUUCGGCCUGACAAUUCUCACCGGACUUAUUGAGAGAUCGUCCUUGUAUGAUUACUGGACAACAGAUCAUUUAACACAGACCCCAGUGUUUGGGAAAACUAUGCCCAGGGACAGAUUUUUCAAUCUUUUGUCAUUCAUUCAUCUUUCCAACAAUGAAACUGCACUUCCCCGAGGUGACGAAGCUUAUGAUCCAGUUUACAAGGUACGUCCAAUUUAUGAUGUCCUUAGUCAAAAGUUUAGAACUGUUUACAUUCCAGAAGAAAACAUCAGUAUUGAUGAGGGUAUGGUCACAUGGAAAGGAAGGCUUUCGUUUCGUCAAUAUCUGCCAAACAAACCUGAUAAGUUUGGCAUGAAACUUUACAUUUUAUGUGAGAGCACAUCUGGAUACAUGUGUGAUUUAGACAUUUACACAGGUAAAGACUACGACCCAAAUCCUGAUAGGGAAGAGGAAUCAUGCCUUGGACACUCAUUCAAUGUUAUGAUGGGACUUCUCAGGGGUGCAGACUUGCUAAACAAGGGAUAUACUUUAUUUACAAACAAUUACUACUGCAAGUCUACCCUUUUUGACACGUUGCGCGCAGAGGACACACUUGCUGUAGGAACCGUGAGGAAAAACCGGAAAGAAAUGCCCGUCGCCCUCACACGUAAACUAAAAAAAGGUCAGGAAAUGUGUAGGAUGAGAGGCAGUUUACUCACCGUCAAAUGGACAGACAAAAGGGACGUUUACAUGCUCAGCACGAAACAUGAACCAACUAUGUCUCUGACCAACAAAGUUGACAGAACAAUGGGCGAGCCAAUUGUCAAACCUACCGUCAUCAUAGACUACAACCGCAACAUGGGUGGAGUGGACUUGGCUGAUCAGCUUGGUAAAUAUUACACCAUUACCCGCAGGACCCUGAAAUGGUGGUUGAAGCUAUUUUUCCAUAUGAUGAACCUAGCCAUAACAAAUGCCUAUAUAUUGCACAAGAAGAACUCACGCGCACCCCUCUCCCAUUACAAGUUCCGCAGAGAACUUGCAGCCGCACAUAUCAAGAGCCAUGUCUCCAGAAACCUCUGA
Molecule: messenger RNA, 1482 nt
Organism: Mizuhopecten yessoensis (Yesso scallop)
Lineage: Eukaryota; Metazoa; Mollusca; Bivalvia; Pectinida; Pectinidae
Product: piggyBac transposable element-derived protein 4-like
Exons: 1
Coding region: 1-1482 (493 amino acids)
Source: RefSeq, a predicted model, not a curated record